AUGGCCUGCUGCCUCCAGCUCUCGGACCCCAGCGCGCUCAGCUUCCUGCAGGAGACCGCCCAGCGUCUCUCCCCGCCGGAGCCCAUCGGCAGAAAGCCGGACAGGCCGGCGGGCCGGGACGCGCGCCCCCGGCGCAGCGCGUCUCCAGGCGCCGCUCUCGAGCCCUUGGAUGCCCUGAGCCUCAUCAGCCUGCACUGCGCCAGCCUCGGCGCGAAGCCCGCGGAUCGGGGCGAGCGCGCAGAGCCCGGCGCGGCUGCCCGGAGAGACUCCCGGCGCCCUCGCCAAGGGGCUCCCCGCCCGGCGCCGGCGCGCAGUGGGCGCGGAGGCGCAGCGCGGGACGGACGCCUUCCCUGCGGCCGAGUCGCCGCGGGCCGGGAGGCGAGUCUCCCGCAAGCAGCCCCGACCCCAGCGGAGCUGCGAGGCCAGGGACGCCGCCUUCCAGGGGGUCACGUUUCGGAUGCAGCUGAGCUUCUGCCGAAAGAGCUCCGGGGGUUGUCGGCUCCUCAUUCGCCCGCGAUACAGCAGGUACAGCCGCCACCUUGGGAAAGAGCAGGUUGCGUUUCUCUUCUGCUUGGCUGCAAACGCAAAGUCGGCAUGAAAUGUUUCAUGGGAUGCUUUGCUUUUUCCGCCUCGUCUUUAAGGGCCCCUUAGAUCCCCAAGAGGGCAUAGAUGUACCUCCUGUAGUCUGCAUUUUUGGCAGUUCCCAGGCCAUUCAGUGGGGCUUCCUCCGGUCCGGAGCAAGUCUACAGGCAGACUUCUUGUGGUAAGGAGGAGGCCUAACGCUUCGCCUGAUGGGGGGAGUACUUGCAGGAUAGCCAGACCUAAAUACAGGCAGCCUAAUAUGUUUGAAGUUAAUGAGUGACUUCCAGCCGCAUUCAUACUCAAGAAGAGAUCUAAUGAAAUCAAUGAACUCCAGUCUUCUCUCAGUAUGAAUAACACUGGAGUCGAAAAUGGAUUUUUGUUAAAUUAAAAAGCACCUAGUAUAACAGCACUUUUGUAUUUAUUGGUUGGAUUUCUGAAAGGCAAGGGCAGAUUUCCCGCUCAGUUAACAACCGAGGUGAAUCUUCUUGGCACAUGAUAUGUUGGCUUCUCUUGUUAUUGGUGCUUGCAUGAUGUAGUUUUACAAAGGACUUAAAUGUAUUUAGAAGUCUUUUUUUUAACAAAAAAACAGCAUGGCGGGGAUUGGCCAAUUUGGAUUGAAAGCAUAGCAUGGAAGGAAGAGGUGUUUUGCCCCUUAACAUUAUGAGAAUAAAAGUUCAGAGCAGACAAUUUCAACUAACAACUUAUGUCUUCCUGACUGAAAAUAUAUUGCCUCUUUCUUAGAACACUGGAUAAAACAAAUUCUAUUCAACAUGUUGGAAGGGUGAUUAAUGCUGCUGUAUUUUCAACCACACCUGUGAUGUAAUUUUGACAUGUUCAUUUAACACACUAUUAUACCACUUUAAACAGCCAUUGCUUCCCCACAAGGAAUCUUGGGAACUGUAAUUUGUUAAGGGUGCUGAGAGUUGUUCUCCUCCCUUCUCCUCACAAAACUACAAUUUCCAGAGUGGUUUAAUAAUCAAUCCCUCUGCCCAGGGAACUGUAGCUCUGUGAGUGGAAUAUCCCAAUCUGGUGAUAACAGAAUGAUGCAAGGAGUGAGCUGCAGCCCAGUAUAGGAAAAGAGGUGGUAAGUGAACCCCUAGCUACUUUAAAUGAAUUCAGAUCUCCAGGGACUGAUGAGAUGCACCCAAGGGUACUAAAGGAGCUUGCAGGUGUAAUCUCAGAGCCUCUGUCUAUAAUCUUUGAGAAUUCUUGGAGAACAGGUGAGGUCCCUGCAGACUGGAGGCGGGCAAAUGUUGUCCCCACCUUCAAAAAGGGGAGAAAAGAAGACCCAGGUAACAACCGACCGGUGAGCUUGACAUCAAUACCAGAAAAGGUCCUAGAAAAAUAAUUCAGCAGUUAGUCUGUGAGCACUUAGAAAAUGAUGCUGUGGUUACUAAGACCCAGCAUGGAUUUCUCAAAAACAAAUCAUACCAGACAAGUCUGGUGUGUAUGUAUGUGUAUAUAUAGAUGUGUGUGUGUGUGUGUGUGUGUGUAUAUAUAUAUAUAUAUAUGUUGUUGUUGUUUAGUCGUGUCUGACUCUUCGUGACCCCAUGGACCAGAGCACGCCAGGCACUUCUGUCUUCCACUGCCUCCCGCAGUUUGGUCAGACUCAUGUUUGUAGCUUCGGAGACAUUAUCCAACCAUCUCGUCCUCUGUUGUCCCCUUCUCCUUGUGCCCUCCAUCUUUCCCAACAUCAGGGUCUUUUCCAGGGAGUCUUCUCUUCUCAUGAGGUGGCCAAAGUAUUGGAGCCUCAGCUUCACAAUCUGUCCUUCCAGUGAGCACUCAGGGCUGAUUUCCUUAAGAAUGUGUGUGUGUAUAUAUAUAUAUAUAUAUAUAUAUAUAUAUAUAUAUAUAAUUACAAGCUGGAUGGAUCAGGGGAAAUGUUGUGGGUGUAGUGUAUCUUGAUUUCAAUAAGGCUUUUCACAAAGUCCCCCACGAUACUCUUGCAGAGAAGCUGGCAGAAUGUGGGCUGAAUGAGGUUACUGUUAGGAGGAUUUGUAGCUGGUUGACUGACUGAGCCCAAAGAGUACUCAUUAAUGGUUCCUCAUCAUCCUAGAAAAAGGGACAAGUGGGGUGCCACAGGGUUCUGUCCUGGGCGCAACAUCUUUAUAAAAAACUUGGAUGAAGGAAUUGAGGGGAUGCUCAUCCAAUUUGCAAACACAGUGGGGAUUCAAAAUGACAUUAACAGAUUGGAGAACUUGGCCAAAACUAACAAAAAUAAUUUCAGUUAGAACAAAUGUAAGGUUCUACACUUAGGAAGGAAGAACCAGCUGCACAAAUAUAAGAUGGGGGACACCUGGUUUACCAAGUGUGAAAGGGAUCUAGGGGUCUCAGUGGAUCAAAAGCUUAGUAUGAGUCAACAGUGUGAUGCAGCAGCAAAAAAAGAUAAUGCCAUUCUAGGCUGCAUCAACAGAAGUAUAGUGUUUAGAUCAAGAGAAGUAAUAGUCCAUUCUGCCUUGGUCAGACCCCACCUGGAAUACUGUGUCCAAUUCUGGGCACCUCAAUUUAAGAAGGAUAUUGACAAGCUGAAACGUGUGUAGAGGAGGGCAGUCACGAUGAUCAAGGGACUGAGAUCUGAUAGUCAUCUUCAACUAUCUUAAGGACUGUCACAUGGAAGAUGGAGAAAGGAGAUUCCAAAUCAACAUCAGGAAGAACUUUCUGACAGUAAGAGCUGUUUGACAGUGGACUAGACUCCUUCAUUGGACGUUUUAAACAUCUGUAAUGAAUGCUUUAGUUGAGAUUUGUCCAUUACAGGAGGUAGGACUAAAUUACUCUUGGGGUCCCUUCUAACACUAUGAUUCUGUGAUUCUAUGGGAAGGGUAGCUAAUGCCACAGAAUACAGAAUCAGGCUUCAAUGUGAUUCUAACAGAUUGGAGAACUGGGCCCAAACUAAAAAAAUGAAAUUCAACAGGGACAAAUCUCAGGUUCUGCAUUUAGGCAGGAAGAACCAGCUGCACAAAUAUAAGCUGAGGGACACCUGACUUGCUAGUAGUACAUGUGAAAAGGAUCUAGGGGUCUUUGUAGACCACAAACUGGAUGUGAGCCAACAGUGUGAUGCAGCAGCAAAAAAAGCUCAUGCUAUUCUGCAUCAACAGAAGUCUAGUUUCCCAAUCAAAGGAACUAAUAGUACCACUCUAUUCUGCCUUGGUCAGACCACACCUGUAAUAGUGUGUCAAGUUUUGGGCACCUCAAUUUAAGAAGGAUAUUGACAGGCUGGAACAUGUGCAGAUGAGGGCAACCAAGAUGAUCAAGGGUCUGGAAACCAAGCCUUAUGAGGAACAGUUGAGGGAGCCAUCUUCAAACAGCUGAAGGGGUGUCUGUCACAUGAAAGAUGGAGUAAGCAUGUUUUUUGCUUUGGAGGGUAGGACCUGAACUAAUGGAUUCAAUGGAAGGACUAAACAUCAGGAAGAACUUUCUGAUGGUAAGAGUUGUUUGACAGUGGAAUGGGUGGACUCUCCUUUCUUGGAGGUUUUUGAGCACUGGUUGGACGGCCAUCUGUCAUGGAUGCUUUAAUUGACAUUACUUCAUUGCAGGGCAUUGGUCUAGAUGACCCUUGGGGUUCUUUCCAAAUCCACAAUAUAUGAUUCUGUGAAUAGGGGUACUCCAAUAACUCUCAGCAUCCUUUACAAUUUUCUGGAUUCUUUUGGGAGAAAAGAGGCAGUGCGGUGUAAUGGUUUGAGUCUUGGGCUAGGACCUGGAUUACCCCACAGGGUUGUUGUGAAGAUAAAAUGGGGGGGGGGAUGCAUGUACGUACAUCACCUUGAGCUCCUUGGGGGAAAGUUGAAGUGCAAAUGUAAUAUACAGUAUACAUAUGCCAUGAUUAUGGUAUUUAAAGUGGUGUAAUAGUGCUUUAAAUGUAUGGGGCAGAGGGGCCUUAACUCUGAAAUAUUUUCAGUCAGGGAAAGUAAUUAUAAUUGUAGCUCCAUUUCAGGGAUGAGUUACAUAUAACUCUGGAAGCUGCCUAUAUGUACAACAGGCUUUAAAUACCUGGGUUUGAUUUUACUACUCCACAGGCUUUCAUUUUCAUUAAUGUUUUCUUUUUAAGCAUGUGUUGUAUGGUAUAAGUCUAGUAACCCUCGCUUAUUUUGCUUCUGUCUGUAAUGGAAGUGGAUUAAGUGGCAAAUGAUGAUUCUAGGAGAUGUCACAGGUUUUAAAUCCCUCACUCAGCAAUAAAUUAUUUAGAAUGAUGUUUAGGUGUCCUUGAAUGCAUGACUCACCUCUCAGCCUCAGUUCCCCAAUCAUCAAAAUGGGAAUAAGGUGGCCUGUCCUGGAAUGACUGAAGACACGUGAGAUGAGGAAAAAAGGUUGUUGGUUCUCUUGAGUCUCAGGAAUCACUGAAGAGUGCAAAACUAAGUCAAUUAGUUUAGAAAUUAGAUUUCUGAAGCAGAUCUAAAAUGCUAUACAUCUAAUCUGUGUUCAGUGGAAAACUUGGGAAAAGAAGCCGAACCCCUUUAGCGAGAGAAGAAUGCAGAGCUGGCAGUUCCAAGGAGGAAGAAGGAUGUCCCUCUACCCACAGUAUGUCAAUAAUUUAGGCAAUAAAUACUUGUAGUAUCAGCUGGCAAUAUUUGGGAUACCAAGGACAAAAGAAAAGCUUGUUGUGAUAAUUUUUUCUCCAGGAGAAGUACAGAGUGGGGAGGGUCUUGUUCCACUUGCCAAGCAUGUGGUUUUUCUGUAGCAAACCAAUGAACGUUGUUGUUUCACCUAUUGGUAAGGCUAGUUUUUAAAAAAACAAAAACAAGGGAGGGGGAGAGAAAGAGAGGAAGUAAAUGGAUGCCUCCCCUAUUUCAAUGUAUGAAAUUAUUUUUUUAGAAAACCAUCCAUCCCAGAGUAGCUUCACGCCAUUAGUGGUUUCUGUACCCACAAGUGUGAAAGGGAGGUUACCUCCCUAAAUACUCAGUAUGCCUUAACGGUGGGUUGUGCUGAACUAAGUGUAGCCAUGUGCAACUUUUCUAAACACUGUGGGAAAGGCAAGUGAAGCUUGGCUGCUGUAACAUCUGAGUCAGUUCUGACCUCUCAGUCUGAUCACUACUCAGCUGAUCAGAGUAACUUUUAUUCACACUUUGAAAUGCUGUUCUGGAAUCUUUUGAUGAAGUAAUAUUCCAAAUAAGGUAUGCCAGGCUGUUUGAAAUUAAUACGCAUGAGGGAGGUGCUUUGAACAUGCAAUAAACAUUAAGUAUUGUUUAUAAUAAGAUUUGUAUUAAUCCAUUAAAUACCAUCCAGGGUUGUGGCUUAUAAACUGCUAUUUGACCCAGUUGCCCUUUGUCUUUAAGGGGAUAAGUGCUGUGCUUCUUGCAAGACCAGGAAAACACCACUAUGGAGAGAUGCUGAAGAUGGGACCCCCCUCUGUAAUGCUUGUGGCAUUAGGUACCUUAUGACUGCUGAAAUAGCGUGGCGUAUUUCUUGUUGGUUUCCUUAAAAGGUAUGCCCAGCAUAUCUUCUGGCAGUGCAAAAAGUUUAAAAGAUAAUACACAACAGCACUGAGUACAACUUGCCAUGUAGCCUGAAAAGGCUCUUCUCUGUUAUCUGAAGCCUGUGGUGAGAUCAACAGAUUUAGAAGCGAUUGCAGCUCUCCUAGCGACAGCUAGAAUUUGCAUCGCUAAAUACUGGAAGUCUGAAGCAAUUCAUUAGUUGAAAGAUGGGCUGGAGAAGACACAGCAAGUGUUAACAUGCAUUCAAAUGACAUGCUAAAUCACAUAAGCCAGAAACCAACAUGAGCAUAAGUUCUUAGAGUGCUGGGUGCUGUUCAUACGUUUUUGGAAUGAAGGAGUUGUGGACAAUAUCUACCCUUACAGCUUAUCCUCAGUGAUCUGACUCCUAGAUACUCUUUCUUAUUCUUCCCCUUUAAACACCCCUUAUUUGUGGCAUCUGCUAGUAUUAUUUUAAUAUUUCAAUAGGCUAAGAUACUUACCUGUGUAUGAUGUCUAAUGAAUUCUGCCAUUCUUCUCUCCAUUUAUUUUUGAUUUUUCACUAUAUAGGCACCCCCCUCAAAAAAAGCGAUGAUGAGACAAAAGCGAUGAUCUGAACUGCAUGGCAAUAUUAAAGCAUUUAUCUGAGCUUUUUUUUUUUAAAAAAGAAUAAAGUUAUACCCAACUUUUCACCACAAAUUUUUAAAAGCUACAAUGGUCAAAAUUUUAUGCAUUGAAGAGUAACACAUUAGAACAGUAUGUAUUGUGCAAGGGCACCCUGAAAUAAAACAAUUUAACCUGUUUGUUCCAGGCUUAUUCAUCUAAAAGGGUCUAACAGUUACCACUGUACAGAAACAAGCUGUAACAAAUUAAGGUCGUCAAACCUUAACAAACAAACAAAGGUCGGCAAACAAAGGUCGGCAGUUCGAAUCCCCGCGACGGGGUGAGCUCCCGUUGUUCAGUCCCAGCUCCUGCCCACCUAGCAGUUCGAAAGCACGUCAAGUGCAAGUAGAUAAAUAGGUACCGUUCCAGGCGGGAAGGUAAAUGGCGUUUCUGUGCGCUGCUGUGGUUCGCCAGAAGCAGCUUAGUCAUGCUGGCCACAUGAUCCGGAAGCUGUCUGCGGACAAACGCUGGCUCCCUUGGCCUAUAGAGCAAGAUGAGCGCACAACCCCAGAGUCAUCCGUGACUGGAUCUGGGGUCCCUUUACCUUUAUAGUAUAUAACAGGCCACAGCACUUGAGGCCAUUGCAGUCUGUGUGCCACGCUCAGUGAAGCCCCAACACUAUGCUGAUUGACCCUUAUCAUAUGCCACCAUCACCUUUCAUUCCUAUAUCCUGGCAUCUGGGAUCCUAAGCCUGAUGUUUCACCUGACACCCCUCUGAAAGAUGAUGCAUCUCCGCUUUCAUGCCAUUUGGAAUUAACUGGGAGAUUAAGUUGCGCCGGGGGGGGGGGGGGAGAAGGUUACUACAGUCAGACCUAAAUGAAUGGAAUGACCUGCCACAUGACUUAAUCAACUCUGUUUUUGACCUUCAGGUACAAAAAGUACAGAAUCCGGUGUUUUCAGUGCUGGAAUAUUCCAAAGCAUGGUGGGAAUCCCUUUUCUCAUUGUUCCAGUUGUGGACGCAGGCUGCAUUUAGUUGCUGCCCAGGAGAAAUCUCGGAAAAGGUAAAGGGGCAGGUGGCGGGAGCAGCAGCUUCUAAAACACACCAGCCCUUCACCGGCAGGAAGAAAACACAGCUGCUGCCAACCUAAGGGCUCUCUUUUCUUUCCAUUUCUAGAUGUGGAAGCUUUCUAAGGGUUUGCAGUUAGCUGGAUAUCAAAACAGCUCUUGGGAAAUCUGGCUGACUUGUCGGAAGGGUCUGGCUGAACAGCCUGGUAGAUUGGUCAUUAGGAGGUUCAGUGGAUGAAGGGCUCUUCUUUGUUUGUCUUUGUCUUUUGUUUGUACGCUGCUUUUGUUUUUGAAGUCAGUGCUAUGUGUCGUAUGUUGGGUGUUUGUUUGCAGUGUGUGGGAGGAGGCAGGAAAGAAGGGGAUGUUUUUUGCAAGGGAAAAAGUGUUUGUUUCCAUUAACUUCCAUAAGCAAUUGGGGCUACAUGCUGGAACAGAAUGCAACGUUCCCAUUGUGGAUGGACACAUUGAAAUUGCUUUCAGGCAGUGAUUCCCACCCAACCUUUUAGCACUUUGGGUUGCUGCCUUCUUGUUAAUAGUUCUUUGUAGUGAUGGACUGGAAAGUACAAAGAAACAUUUCCACAAACUACAAACUUUGGGAACUGCAGUCAUUGAGCAGUUGUGGUGGGGGAGGGAGUUUGUUUAAAAGACAUGAAGCUCUUUCGUGAAUUCCUGAUGAUUUUCUAUUGCACUAAAAAUGGCAAGUGUAAAUAUAUAAUAUUUAUGAUACAAAAUAUUUAUAUACUUGAUUCAAAUAUUUUUUUGGGAUGCUGAUGAAUAUCCUUUGUUAGUGCAACAUGCAGCAUUGCUGAAUGUGUCUCAGAAAGUGUGUCCAACCAGGAUUGUGCCAUGGGGCACUUUUCUUUUCAAAGUGGUAUUUAUUUUUGUAAAUAGUGUUUAUAUUUGAAGUAUUUGUUUUCUGUAUUCUCCCUUACAUAGCACAGCCA
Molecule: messenger RNA, 8599 nt
Organism: Podarcis lilfordi (Lilford's wall lizard)
Lineage: Eukaryota; Metazoa; Chordata; Lepidosauria; Squamata; Lacertidae
Source: the annotation of a GenBank genome assembly